UACGGCAGCCGGGAAGGCUCAUUCCGCCCGGUGGUGUUCACACGUGUUUUUUAACCAGACAGUUUGUUGUCAUUUGGCUGUGGUCGCUAAAUCCCGAUACAUUCGGGUAUUUCUUGCUUUAACCUUGCUUGUACCAUUCACUCAAAAUGAACGGGAAAGAAGACGAAGAUUGUCUGUUUCUUGAAAACAUUUUGGAUAAACUUUACGAGUUUGAUGAUGGACCGGCAUCAAAAAAGAAGCACAAGUCUCAGAAGAAGAAUAAACGAAAAAGAUGUGAGGAAGAGGAGAAGGAGGAAGAGGUACCUGCAGUCAACGAUGUGUGCAGUGAAAAAGCAAAUCAUGUUGGAACUGACAAGCAGCAACAAGUACAGAGAGAACAAACAGGUCCAGCCAUCCAGCCGGCGAGCAAUGUGGAGGUCGUAACGUUUCAGGACCCCAGAAAGAAACCAAGGAUUAAACAGAAGCCUCCCUCUGAGAAAAAGCCUGCUCCUCAGAAGAUAACGGAGGAGAAGGAGAGCGACCAGCCAGAAGAACUCAGUUUGGAAAAGGCCCGUCUUGAGGUCCAUCGGUUUGGAAUCACAGGAUAUAAGAAGGAGCAGCAGAGAGUGUUUGAGCAGGACCGAGCCGUCAUGCUGGGAGCCAGACCUCCUAAGAAGGAAUACACAAACUACAAGAUGCUGCAGCAGCAGAUCAAAGACAAGAAGCAGAAAGCAAGGGAGGAGGUUCAGCCGGAGCUGAAGAAAAAGAAGAAGACCAGUAAUCCGAGGGACAAGAAGAAGAGGGUGAGCUCUGGUUCUGGUUCUGGUUCUGGUUCUGCAUCUCGUUCUGGCCCCUCAGGUCAGGUGGGCCGCUUCAAGAAUGGCAUGUUGAUCCUCAGCUCCAAGGAGAUCCAGAACAUCAAAGGCAACAAGAAGCGCAAAUAGGUGAGCGACUAAAUCCUCCAGGAUAGAGAAAACAGAAUGGAGCAGAGGAAGAACGGCCGUCAGUGACUCGGCUGACUCCAGGACUGUUUGGAUGAGCACUAAAUCCAACCUGAGGCUGUUUCCAGAGGAGAAUAUCAGAAAGUGGACGGACAUGGAUCCGCUUUACCAGCCUCCAAAAUGGACCCUGAAUGCGCACAGUGGGAGGACGUCAGUGAACAAAACUGGAGACUCUUGUGAAAUAAUUUUCCAUCACAGUUAAUUUAUUUUGUUUUUAUAAAUAAGAAAAAAAAAGGACAUUUCAGUUUCUCGUGUUUUACACUGCAAAGGUUUUUAAAUGAUGUUACAAUGCAUUUCUCAUAUACAAACCAUGAAGUCGUACAAAACAUUUACAUUGGCAGGGAGAGGGAGGGGAUCAUUACAGGACAGAUGGGGGGUAAUUGUUAAAAAAAAACAUAUGAUUCACACACAAGCAGACAUGUUCAUGAAUAAACACAAAGUCUCUCAUUGUAAACCCUUAUUCACACGACUUCUUGACACCUGAAGAUACUCCGUUCAUGGUGUAAACAUUUCAGAUCAUUACAGAAAACCAGAUCUUGUCACUUUAAAGGGAAAACACUAAAAAAGUCGAUGGUUUUCGAGCGAUAAAGAUGGCGAAACAAGAGGUGUGAUCUGGCAGUGUGCGGCUGGGUGAGGUCACAAAUUCUCACACCGUUUUUCUCAAAGCAGCUUUUGUAUAAUUUAUACAUAAAAAUAAAAUAAAUUGUGAAAAGAAAUAUGAAGCUCAUCUGCAGCACAUUGUUUCAAGCUGUAAGCAAAUCUGUUUCACGUUGAGAUUGUGUAGCCAACCAUAGACAGUAAAUAUAUAUAUCAUCAGAAGCCGUUCAACUUUAAUACUGAACAAAUUGAAGAGGGCACUAUACAAAAUAAAAUAAAUAUAUUUACAUACUUUAUAGAGUAAAUCAAUCUGGCAUUCUUUAAAGAGCUCAAAGCAGUGACAUGCUUGCCCCAGCAUUAUAUCUUGAAUUAAAUUAAAUCUCACAUUCAUGGGUGGGUAAGUGUGGGGUAAAGGGACAUGCCGUACAAGCACUCUCACUAUACCAUAUCUAGACAGGAGUGACUUUAAAUAAGUGUUCUGUUUGUAUCUGUCACAUUGGGUAUUGUUUUGAUAUAUUAAUUUAAUUGUAUUCAGAAAGAAAAAAGCAUAUUUUACCUGAUAGAAAGUCUGACUUCCUGAAUCUCCACCUACACGUAUAGUAUUAGCUAUUAUUCCCUUCCUUCUUCUGCAUCCUUUUUGACAUCAUCACAGCCUGCAGACAUGUUCCCCAAAUCCUCUUUCAGACUUUCAGAAGAAUGAAAGAUUCACCUUUGGUUAUCAGAGAGAUGUCUCCCUUUGCUCGUGGGCCUAAAGUCUAUUCCUGGUUGCAGCAAAGUUUAGCUCGGGGGCAGAUUUCUCUUCUGAUGGGGGGGGGGACGGUCAGAGCAGAGCAGCCUCACAUCAGGCCAAAGUCAGCGGCAUGUGGUAAGCUAUUGGUCUGGUGCACGUCAGGAAAAAAAUCCCCUUUGGCGGAGAGUUUGAUGUUUGAGUGCUGGGUCGGGGAGAAACUGCUCCAAGUCCUGACUUUGACACUAAUGCUGCAUUCACGCCACGUGGGAAAUAUGGUAACUGUAGGCGCCAAUUUCAGUUGGUAGACUGAUACAGAAUUCCAAUUAAUAAUCAAAUAAAUUGGUUUUCUUUUGGACUAUAGUGCCUGGAUUUAUUGUUAGCAAUGAAAUGCUUAAUUCGAGCUAAGAAAAACGCGUUUUCUUGGCCACUUGAGGGCAGCAGAAACACAAGCGUUGAUAACACUAACAUCAUCUUUUAACUUGAUAUGACGAUCUUGUUAGAAAAUGGUUGCUUUAUUCAAACAUCCAGCGGAUACAGAGCAAUGUUGACACUUCUUACUGUAGGUGUUGUGUUUUUAGCCAAUAGACACAUUUAGCCUAAAUAUUGUCUCUCUUUUAGCUAAUUUCUUUGGUUUUCGCUCAUGAGGGAGAAAUCUGGUUAACUGGUACGUUGUUUUAUCUACUGUGGGAUAAUCAGAGUAAAUCAAAAACCGUUUAGGUCAAGAUCAAGAAAACCAAAAAAUGAGCUGAAAGACACUAAAACGCUCGGUUGACAGGGUGAUUAUUCUCUGUGGGUUCAUCACUUUAAGUGACCCCGUUUCACAUAUGGUCCAUUGGUGUCAUUAUAAGAGUAUAGAUUUUAGCCACUGUACAAUUAUAUUUCCCACAUUAUUUGAAUGCAGCAUCAAGCCAGUUAGAAGGGCUCUGCAGACUUCCCUAACACACCUGCAGGUUGUAACAUUAAAGGUAACCAGUUUGAUACAUGAUAAAUACAUAAUACCAUCUCCAUCUCCCAACAAAAAGCUUUAUAAAUAUUCUUCAGUAGUAGUUCUUACUUUUCAAAUAAAA
Trematomus bernacchii (emerald rockcod) is the source of this 3374-nucleotide messenger RNA. It is a transcript of the gene fsaf1, whose product is annotated as chromosome unknown C1orf131 homolog. The coding region runs from base 147 to 923 and encodes 258 amino acids. Lineage: Eukaryota; Metazoa; Chordata; Actinopteri; Perciformes; Nototheniidae. The transcript is spliced from 9 exons. The record is from RefSeq and is a predicted model, not a curated record.